Molecule: messenger RNA, 3432 nt
Organism: Fusarium pseudograminearum CS3096
Lineage: Eukaryota; Fungi; Ascomycota; Sordariomycetes; Hypocreales; Nectriaceae
Exons: 4
Coding region: 1-3432 (1143 amino acids)
Source: RefSeq, a predicted model, not a curated record
AUGCCACUGACCAAAACAAGGCCGUCGCCACGAGCGUCUGCCGUGAGCAGGUUCAGCGACGACACAAACAGGUCGGGAGAAACAGACGAUAGGUUCAGGUUGGGGAUGAACCAUGAUCAUGAGAAUGCGCCUAGGAGAAAGCGACAACACGGACGGCAAUGGUCUCGCGCAUCUCGGAGAAACACGAGCGUCAUACCAAACAGAUCCGGUGCCCAGAUUCAGAACGAGAACGACGAGAACAACGGGGACGAAACCGUUGACGAAUCUGGUGCUGUAGAUACAGUUCCAUCUGCAUCGACCGGGGGUCGCUUCAAGCGUCCGGAUUUUGUACUUCAAGGCUUAAUCACUCGAGCCAAAAAUCGUGUGAGGGAUCGCAACGGGAGAGGGGAGAAAGGCGAUGAAGAUGUUCCGUCGCUGCAACAGGAACAGAGUGACACUCCCAUCCUUUCUCCUUUGAGUAACGAGUCGUUCUCCCCGCAUUCUCCUCCGCCACGAGCCGCUCCCCCCGACCGAGGUUUCCGCCGCAAAUCUCCACCUGUAGCUUCUACGGGGAUAUUCCAGGGUACCAAGACUAAGACAAGGACUGCCACUAAGACGCCCUUGACGCCUACGUCUUCAUCGUCACAGUCGCCGUCACAUUUACCACAGGCUCUUAUUUCCCCGCGUUCACCUCCGGAUCAGAACAAGCCGCUCCCACCUCCUCCACCGACUCCGGGUUCCUUGUCCGACAAGGAAAAUGCUACUUCUCCCCCGCCCAAGCCUGUCUUGAAGCUGAAUCGAAUCAUGUCUACUCUCACCGAGUCCGAGAUCGAGAAGCUCUUCUCAGGCGCUCCUCAGUACUUUGCCCGUAGCGAGGGGCAUUGUUCUGGUGCCCCCAAUCCCAGCGUCGCGUUUCCCUUUGAUGAGGCAUUGGAGAUCCGCGACCUCACUGACCAUGUACAAAUUGAAGACCGAGCAUGGAGCGGUCUCACAGCAUGGCCUCACCUAACUCGGGACCUUAACCAGGAUGCCGCUGCCCGAGCGAAGGCUGUCGACUCGCGCAAGGCGCACUUCUUUAUCCGCUGUCGGGAGCGUCCUAAUACGCUGAGCAUGCAGGGCCUGGAGAAAGGGACUAUGGGCUUCUCAGCUGCUCUUGAGCUCGCUGUUGGCGAUGCUCUCGAGGAGGAGCAAUUCGGUUUUGACAGUCUCGGCAAGAAAGCCCAUGCUAUCGUCGAGGCACGUGAGCGCAUGCUUUCCCCGCUGGGUUACCUGCGUCGCCUUGCCGAGACUGAACUGAUGGAUCGCCUCAGGCGAAACUCUGAACUGUACCGAGUCAAUGAUCUUCGCAAGAAGACUUCUGUUCAGACUUACCAGGAUCUCUUCCAUUCUUUCAUGCGGCCAUGUAAUUCUGUUGUCGAUAAGCGCGACCACUACAGCUUGGCCAACCAAAUUAACGCCCUGAUUAAGUGCCUCAGCACUGCCAAUGUGUGGUUCGACUUCACCCAUGUUGAGUGGAGGAUCAGACUGGGACAAAUUCUUUGGGGAGGUGAAGACAACGAUGAGCUGGAGGAUACUUCGUCGAUUCACGAUACAAACAAUGCAAGUGAGCGAGCUGAGGAGAAGUACUGGCUCUUUAUGCAAAUCCUUGUUGCUACUGAACUGCUCAUCCGACUAGAUGCCAUCACGGAGGGUGAGGAAUAUGGAGUCGAGGCGUUCCGACCUAUUGACGUUGUUCACUUUGAGCGAGCCGCUACUCCGAUGGUCAAAUGGUCGCUGCAUCUUGCUCGAAGCUGGCUUGACAAUAUAGAAAUCGACAAGGUUCAAGAGCAGCCUUCAACCAGUUCCAAGACAGCGGAACCAGCCACACCUCCUCCAGCGACAGGUUGGCUGGGUUCUCUCUUCAGUAAAUUCACCUUCCGUCAGCACCACGAAGACAAAACGACAGCCAGUCAUAGCUAUACUAUUAAAGGUCGUAAUCCACAGCAGCAAGUGGAUGGGCUCACCCAUUUUGCAAAGAAACUUCUCUGGCCCGGAAUCGACACAUACGAGGGCCUUAUCGCAAACAAUGCACGUCGAUCCAUCAUCGGUUUGGUGCCAACUCCUACUCCUGCAGUUACUCUUGAUAAACCAGCCAAAAAGUCUUCUGAGACGAACGGAUCCAAGCGAUCGCUGUACUUCGGAUCGUAUGACCAGAAGGACAAGUCACGGCCACAACGACGAAAGCUCGCAGCAGCGCUCCAUCCUUCUGGCUGGCUUUCAAAAUCAUAUGUUUAUGGUCUGAUGCUUCCUGGAGAUGGCUUGUGUCAUUUUCUGAUGGCCACACUACUUGAGAACGACAGCCGUGCCAUGGAGCGUUUGGGCUCAUUUGCCAACUUAUCUGGAGGAUUUGUGUACUCAGGCAAGAGCUUCUGGAGCACAUCAUGUAUUGUGGGCCGAGUCAUUGCAGCAGGUCAAGGUUCCGCCGAAUGCAUGGGAUGGGUCUCCAGUGACAUUCUUCCUCUUGGCAUCGAUGAAGGCUGGGUGAAUAUUGAAGUGGAAGACGUAGCUGAAGAUAUGGCUCAUUUGGGUAAGAAAGCGAGACUAUGGGCAAAGAAGCGAAUUGAGCGCGAAUCUUCCAUCCUUGGAGAUGCGGAUGAAUACUCUUGUUUCCCUGCGGACUUUAUCAUCCCCCACGAAAACAGCUACUCAACACCUCCUCCCAUGAUUAGCGUUACCUUCCGAUCGCUAGAACUCAUGUCAUCCGAUCCAAACAAGGCUUUCCCCGCGAGGACAACUAAGGACCCUGAAUUACUAUCGUUGCCAGCCACGGUCAAUUUUGCCGUAGCCAUUGAUGGAUUUACAGCCGAGAACUACUCGCUCUCUCUGGCCUACGAUAUUAGUUUUGUAACGGCGCACCCGUGUUCACCUUCUCAUCGAGUCCGUUUCAUUAAAUCGCCAUCAAGCCCAACAAUCCAGCAAAUUGACGUAUCUGGCUCUGACACGUUCGGGCAAGGCUCUCGGCCUGCCAACCGCACAGGCCACCCGUUGCACAAAUGGUAUAAUUAUGCUGUCAUACAUAUAUCGGAGCUUUUGAAGCGUCAACACACCCCGCUUUCAGAGCUUCUUGCGGCCCCUCCAACUCACCGUCGUACACCGUCACGAAUGGGAAGCGACCGAGUUCUUGUUAUUGACUGCAUCACCAACUUAUCCGAAGUGCCUCAAUCACCCACCAUUGAGAGGCUCACCUCAAAAUAUAAUAUCGUUCAGCGACGAGGCAGUUUCCCUGCCGCAGAACAAAUGCAUUUCGAGUCCAGGAAACGACAAUUCGGCUCAGACAUGGAGAUUCUGGUUCGUGCGCUCUGCGCUCAAAAAGGCUGGAAUGCCAUCAUCAGCCGACGAAAGAGAGGAUGCCUGGCUUGCGCUAUUCGUGAAGCCGGGGCAUUGCAGUGGAAGGUUAUUAUCAGGGUGGAGUAA